UCCAAUGCCAUCCAAAGCAAACACAUAAACACGUAGAGCACACGAGCCAGACAAGCGAGAGAUGGCCCAACACCAGCAGCAGGAAGCCGUUAUUAGCCACUUCUCCCAUCCAGGGCAUGACCUCGUGAAGCGGCACUACACCGGGCCGUUCCGCUGCGACAUGUGCUGGGAGGACCUGUCCGGCGCCGGCUAUGGCUGCCGCAGUGGCUGCGACUUUGCAAUCCAGGACUCUUGCGCAGGCCACACGCAGACGUUCUCCUCCCUCGAGCACCAUGCGCACCCGCGCGUGCUCGUCCAGACCAGCCACGACGCGACCCUAUUGUGCGACGUUUGCUUGGGAAGCUGCGCCCCGGGCUCUUUCCUCUACCGCUGCCCACCAUGCGGGUUCGAUAUGCACCCGAGCUGCACGCAGCUGCCCCAGGUCGUGCGCAGCGCGCGGCACGCGUACCCGGCGCAUGACCUCACACUGGUCGUCGGCGACGGCCGCUGUGCCGCAUGCAACGGCAGCGCGGUGCGCGCGUCGUACUACCGUUGCACGGCAUGCAACGCCGACAUACACGUCUCGUGUGCAGCGACUUCCACCGACAACAAGAGCACUCAUCAAGCUCAAAUAGCCCUUCAGGCUGAGAUUGUAAGAUCUAGGGUCCAAGCGCAGGCUAACCGAGCCGCGUUGGACCUGCUGCGCCCUUGCUAUACCGUACAGAGAGAGUACUUCAUCUAGAUCUGAUUCUCUGGAUGCAUCUGCUCGGCAAGCCCAAAUGAAUAAAGCGCUUCAACAUUUCGUCUCAAAAUAGCUUGCGCAUACCAAAUUGAGCGUGUUUAUGUUCACAACUUCACAUUCGUGUUUGUUUCCAAUCUCAAUUCAUAUCGUUUUAGUACAGUAUAAAGUGUGCAUCUUCCUCUUUUUUGAGGAACACAAAAUUCUUUCAUUUGUGCAUGAUAUGAAAUCAAAAUGAUGGCAAGUAUUUAUAUGAACCGAAUUUUUUA
Molecule: messenger RNA, 987 nt
Organism: Triticum urartu
Lineage: Eukaryota; Viridiplantae; Streptophyta; Magnoliopsida; Poales; Poaceae
Product: protein VACUOLELESS GAMETOPHYTES
Source: RefSeq, a predicted model, not a curated record